CCGCGCCGCGGUUAUUAAUGUUAAUGAAUUCAUUACAAAUUUUGCAUUCAAGAUUGUUUACAUACAAAUUAGUACACUCGUAAAUACUUUUGAGAUAAUAAUUUGCACCCAGCCAAAUACUCGUAUCUACGUAAGUUUUCGAUGCACAAGACAAUAUCGUAAAUAUAUCUCGUGUCGACGGCACCGCUGAAGCUUCAUAAGUGGAUAUGGAUUACAUAACGUAUAGUGUAGCAUUGCAUACGACAUAGGUGAGGUACUUGAGUAUACUGCAUUUCCAACUUAACCCUUCUCAGUUGGAUUUCAUUUCGUAUCGGAUUGACAUUCUGAAUUAGUUUGAUUUUUUUCUUCGUGAUGAAUAUUUUGUAAGAUGUUAUUUUUGGAAUAGCUUUUUAUUCGUUCAGUUUUUCGGAUAGAAUCGAUCAAUUUUUCAAAAAUGAUUCCGCCUAUUGUGAUUUGUAUUUUUUUAAUUUUUAUAAUAUGCAUGUUAUUAUUGAUCUCUGCUAAACGGCCAAAGAAAUAUCCUCCAGGACCAAUAUUUUUACCGGUUAUUGGUAGCAUUUACUCGGUUCCUGGGCAAGCUGCUCAUUUUGAAAUAGAUAAAUGGAGGAAAAAAUAUGGAAACAUAAUCGGUCACAAGUAUGGUCCAUCGUACGAGAUUUACGUCACCGGUACAGAGGAAUCACUGGCAGCCAUGAAACAUCCGAAUUUCCAAGGAAGAAAAAUUUUCCAGCAUAGGAAUUCUGGCGUAAAACGAGGUUUGUUUUUCAACGAUGGAUCGAAUUGGGCAGCAGUAAAACGCUUCACUCUGAAUUAUUUUAGCGAGUAUCAAAAAGUCAAAAUUAAAGACAUAAUGGCCGACGAAAUGAAUCAGUUGUUUUCCAGCAUUGUUCCUGAUACCAUUGUAGAAUUGAAUUAUAAAUUUUUUCCUAUCGCCGUUAACGUAUUAAUGAAGCUUUUAUCCAGCAUCACUAACACUAGAGAUUCCACAUUCGAUUAUAUAUUGACGCAUACUUAUAAAUCUCUGCAUGAAACACGGCCGACUGGAAUUGAAAAUUAUUUUCCUUUUAUCAGGAAACUUUUUUUCCCAAAAGAUACCAGCAUUCAUUUUGUGCAUAACUGUAUUAGGAAAUCGAUCAACGAGCACCGAGCGACUUUAGAUAAAGAUCACCCGAGAGAUUAUAUUGAUGCAUUUUUAAUCGAGCAAGAAAAUCGAAAAGCACAAGGCGAAGAUAACGUAUUCACAGAUGAAGAAUUACUUAGCGAUUGUUACGAUCUAGUACGAGCUGGAAGUGUUUCCACAGCUGAUGCGAUUGCUUUGGUGAUGCUGUAUCUUGUCAUACAUCCUAAAGAGCAGAAUAAAAUGUGCAAAGAAAUCGACGCUAAUAUUGGAAGGGAUACGUCGCCCAGUCUGGAUGAUAAGUAUAAACUGCCCUAUUGUGAAGCUGUAAUAGCAGAAAGUCUUCGUAUAAGUCCCAUCGUACCCUUUACAGCUCCUCAUCGAGCAACUGAAGAUACAGAAUUCUACGGAUACAUUAUUCCUCGCAAUACCGUUGUGAAAGUUUCCUUGUGGACGUUAUUUAGAGAUCCGCAACUAUGGGAUGAUCCAGAAACCUUCAAGCCAGACAGAUUCAUAAUAAACGGAGAAUUUGUUAGAUACCCUCAUCAUUUGCCAUUCGGAUUAGGUAAACGAUCUUGUUUGAUGGAAGUUAUGGCGAGAAAUAUGAUAUUCCUGUACGUUGUAUCGUUUUUUCAAAAAUAUUCCCUACAUCAACCCUACGGAGAACCGUAUCCAUCUACUGAUUCAGUUCAAGGAUCUGUGACGGGACCACAACCGUUCAAAGUAUUGAUUAAAUGUCGAAAAUAAUGAAUAAUUUGGAUUCAGUUUCGCAACUGUUUUUAUUUAUACGAAAGUCCAUUUAUAGAUGAUAAUUUUUUAAGCAAUAAUAAACUUUAAAAAUGUAAAA
Molecule: messenger RNA, 1964 nt
Organism: Planococcus citri (citrus mealybug)
Lineage: Eukaryota; Metazoa; Arthropoda; Insecta; Hemiptera; Pseudococcidae
Product: farnesoate epoxidase-like
Exons: 9
Coding region: 434-1864 (476 amino acids)
Biological process (GO): xenobiotic metabolic process
Cellular component (GO): intracellular membrane-bounded organelle; cytoplasm
Molecular function (GO): oxidoreductase activity, acting on paired donors, with incorporation or reduction of molecular oxygen, reduced flavin or flavoprotein as one donor, and incorporation of one atom of oxygen; iron ion binding; heme binding
Source: RefSeq, a predicted model, not a curated record